Closterium sp. Naga37s-1 is the source of this 7038-nucleotide messenger RNA. The record is from the annotation of a GenBank genome assembly. NCBI's taxonomy places the organism in Eukaryota, Viridiplantae, Streptophyta, Zygnematophyceae, Desmidiales, Closteriaceae.
AUGUUGAACCUUCAGCAGCUGUUUCAAUCGGCUUCUGCAAAAGCGCAGCAGCAGCAGCAGGCUGAGCAGCAGCAGCAAGAUGAGAGCGCAGGUGCACAGGGACAAGGACAGCAACAGGGACAGCCGCAGGGACAAGUGCCGCAGGGGCAUGAGCAACAGCCGCCCCCGCAACAGGAUGGAGCGUUAGGACAGCCGCCCCUUCCACAUCAUCAUCAGCAGCAGCAGCAUCAACAGCAACAGCAGGAGCAGCAGCAGCUGCUGCAGCAGCUGCAGCAGCAUCAACAGUAUCAGCAGCAGCAGCAGCAGCAGUAUCAUCAGCAGCAGCAGCAGCAGUAUCAUCAGCAGCAGUAUCAGCAGCAGCAGCAGCAGCCGCCGCAGCCACAGGCGCAACAGUCGCCGCAGCACCCGUCGAAUCCGAUAUUGACGCUACUGCAACAAUCUGCCGCUGCCUCCAACCAAGGCGGCCAUACUCCCAGUCCCCCUCCCCCCAUGCCUCCCCCUCCCGGCAUACCCUCCUCCCCCCCUCCCCCCGGGUACGGUCAGUGGAUGGGUCCCCCCCCAUCCCAUGUGCAUCCCCACUCCCUGCCUCAUCCAAUGCACCCCGGCGCACCCAUGCCAUACCCGUUACAAGGCAUGCACGGUCCCACAUCAGGGCCGUCUCCUCCGCCGCCUCCUCUUCCCGGCAUGCUGAAUCAGCACGGCCAUCCCGUGAUGCAUGUGGGCCCUGGCCCGUCCGGAGUCCCCCCGCAUAUGCUGCACAUGCAUGCGCCGCAAUACCAGUACCCGCCCUCGUCCCCGCCCAUGCACAUGCCCGCGCCUCCUCCGCCGGUUGCGCCGGCUCCCUUGCCCCCUAGCGCUGCUCCCGCCCCCGCGUUCCACGGCGCGCAUCUCAUGUCGUUGCUCACCGCGAGUGCAUCUCCCCCGCCUCCGGGUGCGCAGCCUCCGCCGCCGCCCGCGCAGGCCCAUCCGCCUCCCUCUUCCGCCUCCCCCGCUGCGCCAGCGGCCGCGGAGAACGCCUCCGCCCCAGUAGAAGCGCCCGGUUCUUCUUCCAGUGCGCCUGCUCCUCCGGAAGCCGCUGCGCCUCCUCCUCUCCCCUCUGCCCCCUCCGCGCCACCCCCAUCCUCCCUUCCACCUGUGCUCGGCGCUCUUUUCGGCGCAACAGGAGCAACCGCCCCUCAAACUCCCCCCAGGGAGCCCGCUGCCCCAUCCGCUCCCCCUCCCCCUUCCGCCACCCCCCAAGCUGCCGCUUCCGCGCAUGCUUCCGCGACUCCCCCUUCCGCUCCCCCGCUCCCUGCGGCCGCGGAACAUUCUGAGCCGUCCCGCAGCGCCCUUCCGCUCCAGCUGCGCAGAUCCAAGCGCGGAGUGGGGAAGAUCUUACCUGGAAACGCGGAGGUGGUUACCUACAGGGUGGAUAAGCGUGAUCCGUUAGAAGCAGGUCCGCCGCAGCUGGAGGUGUCGCCUAUAACGGUUUACGGGUCAGAGGAGGUGCUAGCGCCGGGCAGGCAGAUUGCAGUGAACAGGCGGUAUAUCAGCUACGCGCUCCGGAACGCGAGCAUCCGUGUUCUCAAUAUUAACACGGCUUUACGCGCGCUCUUUAAGGGGCACAAGAAGCGCAUCACGGACAUGGUGUUCUUUGCAGAGGACGAGCAGCUCUUGGCCAGUGCGAGUGCGGACGGGCUGGUGGUGGUGCGGCGGGUGGAGGAGGGGCCGGGCAGCGACGGCAAGGCGGCUAUUGGCGAGCGUGUUCUGGCAGUGCUGCAGCUCAAGGGCGCGUGGGGGGACACUGCUGCGCCGCAGCUAGCCUGGCACCCCCGGCAGAAGGACAUCCUCAUAGUCGCGUGUGACCGCUUCGUCCUCUUUGUCUCCAUCGCUGCAGCAGCCGCAGCAGCGCCCACCAAACCGCCCUCGCUCUCGGAUCCCUUUCUCAUCGACCUCACAAACGAACCACCACCUUCAGCAGCUCCAGAAGCAGGAGGAGCAGCGGGAGGGGCAGCUGAGGCGCGUGCGAUAGUGGAGGGGGUGAUUCUCCUCAAGGGCCACUCCGCGCCUGUGUCCUCGCUGCUUCCGCAGCCCUCUGCGUGCACGCUACUGCCCACCCCGUCGCUAGACGGCACGGUGCGAGUGUGGAGGAGCACGGAGUGUGUGUCUGUCAUUACUCCGCACGCUGCCAGCCCUGUCUUCUCCGCCCUCUUCCUGCUGCCCCCCUCGGCCCCCUCAAACCACGCGCUCCUGCUCACGGGGGGACCUAACAACAGCGAGCUCAAGCUAUGGGCAUCCACGUCCACCUCUGCCUCCUCUGCUGCUUCACCGCUCAUAUCAGCGUCUACCAGCAGUGUGCAGCAGGGCAACUGGCGCUGCAUUCACACGCUGCAGCUUCUAUCCGACGCUCCUCCUCUCAAACCCACCGCUGCAAGAACCAGCGGCAGCAGCAGUGGCACCAGCAGCGACGGCAGCAGCGUGGGUGUGAGCGGCAGCAGCGGGGUGUUUUGCCAACUGCAGGUGGUGCAAUCCAUGGGUCUGGUCCUACUCACAGACGCACUCCAAAAGGCCAUUUACGCUGUCUCUGUCCGCUUCGACCCGGCCUCCCCGUCCCUCUCCCGCUUCCAAUCCAUUGCUCACUUUUCCGUCACCAUGCCUAUUCUUAGCUUUACUGCCUAUUUGGCGGCUCCUAAUGGAGAAGGGGCCAAGGAGGGCGCGCAGGGGGAAGGCGCAGGUGGGGGUGCAGGGGCAGGGGGAGAGGGGAAGCAGGCAGGGGAUGGGGGGAGAGGGGAGUCUGGAGGGGGAGGGGGUGCGGAUGGUGGUGGUGGUGGUGAGGGAGGAGGAGGAGGAGGUGGAGGAGGAGGAGGAGGAGGUGAGGGUGGGGGUGGGAAGGGUGGUGGCUGGGAUGGUAGUGAUGGGUCGGGUGAGUCGGAGUUGGUGCAGCUGUUUUGUAUGCAGAUCCAGGCCAUACAGCAGUACUCUCUCCCUGUCGACAUGUGCCUACCUCCCUCCUCUGAAGACGAAACGCCUGCCAUCACAGCAGCAGAGACGAACACACCACAGGCAGAGGCACCUCCAGCAGCAGCAGAACCAGCAGCAGCAGCAGCAGCAGCGCCGGCAGCAGCAGGAUCAGCGGCAGCAGAAGCAGCAGGUGGAGAAGGGACAGUAGCAGAAAAGGCAGUGGUUUCAGGCCCGGUAGACCUGUUGGGUGGAGACACAGUCAUGGGUGAGAACACGGAGGGCAACUACGCAGGGCCUGGGGCAGCUGCGGAAGCAGAAGCAGACGCAACAGCUGCGGUGGCAGGUGGAGGAGGAGGAGGGGGAGGGACAGAUGGGCGUCCACACCUGGUGACGCCCCAGGAACUGCUCGCCAUGGUUAUGGGCAUGAGCGGUCCCACUCCUGCUGCUACUGCUGCCCCCCCUGCCACUGCCACUGCCACCGCCCCUGCUGCUCCCUCUGCUGCUCCCCUGGCCGGGGCUCCAGAAACAGCCAAAGCAGGUGCUGCAGUGGUGGCGCCUGGUGCUCUCCCUGCUGAUGGUGCUCCCGCUGCUGAUGGCGUUCCCCCUCCUGCUGAUGGGAUACAGGCUGAGGCUGCUGAGGAGAAGGGAGCGGAGGAAUCGGUUGCACCGAAAGGAGUGGGGGGUAGUGGAGGAGGGGGAGAGAUCAACAAGGGUCCCAUCUCCAGCGUGCAUGUGCAUGGCCCGGCGCAUGGCCCUGUCCAUGCCGCUGGCCACGGCUCCCACAAGAAUCGCAAGAACAAGCACAAGACUGCCGCCGCUGCUGCCGCUGCUGCUGGUGGUAACGCAGCUACGGCACCGGUAGCAGGAAAUGCUGGGUCUGGUGCUGCUGGUGCUGCUGGUGCUGCUGCUGCUGGUGGUGGUGGCGUGGGUGGUGCUGUGAGCGUGCCAGCUAGCGGAGCAGAUGAGACCCACCCUCACGGUCACACUCAGCCCCCGGGUCCGUGUGCCCUUCCCUGCAUCCCCUCGGUCACACACACGGGUUGCUCACUUCCUUUCUCUUGCUUUCCCUCACUCCACUUCCUCUCCUGUUUCUUCCCCAAUCUCCUUCUCCCUUCUCCCCUCCCGAUUCACCACAUCUCCCCUCUCCCCCCCUCCCCCCUCCUCUCCCUCCUCUCCCUCCUCUCCCUGCUCCCGUCCAAUCCCCCCAUUUUCCCCCCCGUCUCCUCCCCCCACCAGCUCCUGCAGCAGCAGCGGGAGGCAGCAAAGCACGUCCCAGCGCCUCUCCUAAAAGAAACCAAGCGCCUCGAAGCGGCCCUCUCCCAGCGCGUAGACCGCGCCACCAAGACCCACGCCGACGCAUGCCAGUCCAAAAUCCAAGAAGACCUAGCAAAGGAAUCCGCCAAGCGUGACAAGGCCGAGAAGGCGGCGCAGGGGCAGGUGGUGACGGCGGUGGCGGCGGCGGUGGUGAGUGGGAACGCGCAGCAGGUGGUGCCGGCAGUGGAGGGAGCGGUGGCGCGGGAGGUGGUGGGGGCUGUGCGUAGCGCCGUGCUCCCUGCUCUCGACUCGGCCGUCUCGGCUCAGAUUAAGCUUCUUGGUCAGAGCCUCACGGAGGAUGUGCGUGCGCACACCACUGCUCUCAUCCCACCAGCCGUCGCUUCGUCCCUGCAGGCGUCCCUAUCCGACGCGGUGCAGCGGGCGUUCACAGAGGCAGCAGUGCCGGCAAUGGAGCGCGCCGUGCGGGAGAUGCUCUCGCAGCUCGACCGCUCCCUCCGCUCUGGCCUCGCAGCCCAGCAGGCCGCACAGCAGGCGGCCGUGCAAGCUGCAGUGCAGGCAGCGGUGCAGGGAGCGGUUGAGGGGCAGAUUCAGCAGCAGCUGGCGGCGCUGCAGCAGCAGCAGGUGGUGAAGAUGCAGCAGGAGAUGCAGGGCGUGACUGCUGCUGCCAACGCCUCCAUCCAGGAAUCCGUUGCAUCGCUCAACACUGUCUCCUCAACUCUGCAGCAGCACCUGCAGGCUCUCACUGCCCUGCCUGCUGCUGCCGCUGCUCCCACAGCUGCAUCCCCGGCAGCAGCAGCAGCAGCAGGAGUAGCAGCCGCAGGGGCAGCAGGAGGCAAGGAUGCCUCUAGUGCUGCCGCUGAUGCUGCACAGGGGAAUGGGCUGGCUGGGAAGGCGGUGCCAUUGGAGCAGCUGGAAGCAGCGCUGGACCCCACCAGGGAGAUCUCGCGUCUGCUGGCAGACGGCAGCUACGAGGCUGCCUUCACCCGCGCCCUCUCCCUCUCAGACGUCGCCAUUGUCACCUGGCUCUGCUCCCAGGUGAAACCGGAGGCAGUCUUCUCCGCCUCCCCACCCCUCAGCCAGGGCGUGCUCCUUUCCCUCGUGCAGCAGCUGAGCGUGGACCUGCAAGCCGACACGGCUACCAAAGUCCCCUGGCUCAUCAAGUCCCUCAUGACUCUCCAGCCGCGCCACCCCCAGCUGGGCGUGCAUAUGCGCCCUAUUCUCGAGCAGCUGUACCAUGCUGUGCACCGCGUGCUGGCUUCUGCUGCUGCUAAGCCGGAGGGGGAUGGGGGCGAUGGGGGUGCGGCGGGAGCGGGAGCGGGUGCGGGGCGGCUGAGUGAGAGUGUGGUGCGGGAGCUGCAGCUGCUGCUGCAUGUGGCCACGUCUUGGAACGACUCUCCCGUUCGUCCCUCCUCCCCGGCGCAUUACCAUUGCAACCGUCUCCGUUCCUUCUCGCUUCGCCGCCCCGUCCGCCUUCUCUUCCGCCUUCUCUUCCGCCUUCCCUUCCGCCUUCCCUUCCGCCUUCCCUUCCGCCUUCCCCUUCCGCCCUCCCGCCCGCCCUCCCUCGCGCAAGCUCGGCCCUUCUCCUCUUCCGCCACUUCCGCCCGCGGACCCGCGCGCGCCCUCUACAUCGUGCAUCUCCGCUCCGCCCCCCCCAUCGUCUCCUACCGCGGCGGCAUCCCCGGCUUUCCCCCCAUCGCUCCUCCGCAACCCCCCGACUCUGGUUCGGAGACGGGUGAUGAGGAGGGGGGUGACACGGGCGGGGACCCAUCAGGGAAUGCAGGCGGAGCAGGGGGAGCAGGGGGGCCAGUCGGAGCAGGGGGGGCAGUCGGAGCAGGGGGGGCAGUCGGAGCAGGGGGGGCAGUCGGAGCAGCGAGAGCUGCAGGAGCGGGAAGCGCUCACAGAGUUACCGCGAGUGCGAAUGGGGGGAAGCGGCGGCAGUGGCGGGUGAACCCGCGGCUUCCGCACGUGCGCGCGUUCAAGCGCAUGCUGCAGCGGCAGCAGCGCCUGGUGGCCGCUCAUGUCGGCCUCCGCGCCGAGCAGCUGGUGUAUAGUUACGCGUUCGCAGGCAACUCGUUCGCAGCGCUGCUGUCCCCGCAGCAGGUGUGGCGCCUCGCGCGCCAUCCAGCGGUGGCGGCGGUGCGGGGCAGCGCGGAGGUGCGCGCGCUCACCACCGCCACGCCCGCCUUUCUCCAGCUCCCGCAGUCGCUCUGGGCUGCAGCGGGCGGGGAAGGCAGCGCGGGGGAGGGUGUGGUGGUGGGGGUGGUGGACACGGGCAUCUGGCCCGAGCACCGCUCCUUUGCCAAUGAUUCAUCCGUGCCCUACGGCCCCCCACCCGCGUCCUUCAAGGGGGCCUGCCCCACCUCCUCCGACUUCCCCGCCUCUGCCUGCUCCGGCAAGCUUGUGGGCGGCGGCAGCUUCCGGGCGGCAGUGGAGGCGAGCGGCACGAGGAUCGACUGGACGCGCGAGUACGCUUCGCCCAGAGAUGCUGUGGGGCACGGCACGUGGUGCGCGGGAGCGGCAGCAGGCAACAGCAACACGGCAGCACAGGUCUCCAACACACAGUCCCUCGGGAAGGCAAGCGGCAUGGCACCGCGGGCGCGCAUAGCCAUGUACAAGGUGCUCUGGCAGGUGGCGGGGGGGUACGGCUCGGGCAACUACGCAGACCUGUUUGCAGCCGUGGAUCAGGCCGUAUCCGACGGUGUGGAUGUGCUGAGCCUGUCCCUGGGCGGGUACAACCCCUCGGCCACAUAUUUCGAUGACCUGCCAUUCUUGCGCGCCUUUGAGGUGAGACUUGGAGGUGGCGGUGGGGUGAAGGGCUUUUGA